Molecule: messenger RNA, 1020 nt
Organism: Olea europaea var. sylvestris
Lineage: Eukaryota; Viridiplantae; Streptophyta; Magnoliopsida; Lamiales; Oleaceae
Product: transcription factor IBH1-like
Exons: 1
Coding region: 309-782 (157 amino acids)
Biological process (GO): regulation of DNA-templated transcription
Source: RefSeq, a predicted model, not a curated record
UCUCACAUUUUCUUCACACGUUCGUUCUUGACAAUUCCCCGUCCCCUUUCCUCUCUCUCACACACUCACGCACGUGCAUGUUGGUCAUAUGUAUAUAGUAAAACUUAUGUCAAAAAAUCUCAAAUGAAGUUUUGAUAAUCUGAGCCAAAGAGGUCCAUUUACUCAGAAGAAAAUCUUCGUCUCUAAGGGUAGUAGAAGGAGUAGUUGGUUUGUAGAUUCGUUGUAAAUGAAGCUUUGCCUUUCUUAGCUUUUAAACCCUAAAAAUUUUCUUCGACUUUCAAUCUUCUGUACUCAGCAAUAUACCAUCCAUGAAGACUCACAAUCAACUCCCCUCGAGCCACAGUUUAGUCGAAUCCAGGUUCGCAUAUCUGUUCCUCAAAGCCCUAAAGGAACUGAACAAGAAUAGACCAUCUUCACCAUCUAUCAGAGAUACUUACAGGAGAUAUAAUCUCAUUAGGGUUUCAGCCUAUGGAUUGAUGGCUUCCGCAGUCAGACCGAGAAGAGCUUGGAGUCGUGCGACGCUUUGGAAGAUUCGGAACCGUACAUUUCUCCGUGCUUUGAUGAAACGAAGCCGAACCCGUUCGUUGACGAGAAGAGUACCUGCAAGAGGAAACCCUAAAAAAGGGUUAGGUUGUAAGCUCGUAAAGGAUCUUCGGAAGCUCGUGCCAGGCGGUGAAGAAAUGAAAUUUUGCAGAUUACUGAAUGAAACUUCUCACUACAUGAAAUGUCUUCAAGCCCAAGUACAGAUCAUGAGAAAUAUUGUAGAUCAUUACUCCACUUGAGCUGUCCUUUCAUUCAUAUAUCCGUAAAACUGCAUGUGAUGAGCACUGGAAUAUAUGAUCUUCAUCCAUGAGGUUGAAUCGUAUUCAGAAGUAGAUGGCUUGAACAUCAUAGUAUAUAUCGUAUAUUUACCCUAAGCCUCUUCGGGUAACUAUACCUACUUGUUUUAUAUGCAUUUUAAUAACAUGUACUGUAAUUGUAAUAUGAUAGUUAUAUGCUUAUGUCCAGCUCUUUCCUCAA